CUGGGUGCCGGGCAGCAGCCACGGGAGGUUCAGAGGUGGGGUGAACCCCGAACAGCCUCUGGGCCCCCCACCCGGCUUCGUCUCCCCCGCCUGAGGCUGAGCGGCAGGGCCACUGGCCAGCAUGGCAGUCGUCCCUUCCGCUACCUACAAAAUCCGAGUGGCCACCGGAAACUACCUCUUCGGUGGGACCAUGGACACCAUCUCCAUCGCCUUGGUGGGGGCUCACGGAGAGACCCCCAAGUUUCACCUGGAUAAAUUCGGCAAAGAUUUCUCUCCAGGAGAGGUGGAGGAAUUUGUGGUAGAGACCCAGGUGGAGUUGGGGGAUCUCCUGUUGGUCCGUCUCCAUAAGGAGCCCUACGGGUUCUUCCCUCCCACCAACUGGAACUGCAGCUUCAUCGAAGUGGAGACCCCCGACGGGCAGGUCUACCGUUUCCCUUGCUACCGAUGGAUCCUGGGGUACCGCACCUUUGAGCUCCGAGAAGGGACAGCUAAAAUCGCUCACGGGGACACAAACAGCCGGUUGCUUUCAGAACACCGUAGGUACGAACUGCUAGCAAAACAGGAAACCUACAGAUAUAAAGAUUAUCAACCCGGAUGGCCCAAAUGUUUAGACGCCGAUUCGGUGGACCAAUUGCACCUGAGCGAUCAAUAUUCCAGCAUCAAAUCCUGCUCCUUCCGAGUCCUGCUGAAAACCGCGGAAAUCGAGUUGAAGCUGAAAGGGCUGCUAAACCUCAAGAGCUCCUGGAAAAAAUUGGCUGACAUCCGAAGGGCUUUUUGGUUUUAUCGGACCCCAACCUCAGAAUAUGUCAGCAAACAUUGGGAUGAAGAUGCAUUCUUUGGCUACCAAUAUCUCAAUGGGGCGAGCCCCGGGAUCAUUCAGCGAUGCUCAGAGAUUCCGGCGAAAUUCCCGGUGACACAAGAGAUGGUGGUCGAAUCGUUGGGACUGGAGACCACCCUGGAGAAAGAAAUGAAGGAAGGCCGGCUCUUCCUCGUUGACUGCCAGAUCCUCGAGGGCAUCUCAGCCACCACACUCAACGGGUCCCCCCAGUACGUCUCGGCCCCCCUCUGCCUCCUCCACCUCAACCCCUGGGGGGAGAUGAUGCCCGUUGCGAUUCAGCUGACUCAGCAGCCUGGACCAAGGAGCCCCAUUUUCCUCCCCACAGAUCGAGAAUGGGACUGGGCGCUGGCCAAGUUUUGGGUUCGCAACAGCACGUUUUACAUCCACGAGAUCCUAGCCCACCUGCUCCAUACCCACCUCCUGGUGGAGGUCUUUUUGCUGGCCACCCUCCGGCAGCUUCCCAAAUGCCAUCCGGUCCACAAGCUCUUAAUCCCACACUUCCGCUACACGCUGCAUAUCAACAUCCUUGGCCGGACUCACCUCCUGGCUCCCGACGGGAUGCUGGACAAGAUGAUAGGCACAGGUUUCCAGGGUCUGUCCCAGCUGGUGGCCAGGGGUCUUUCAAAGCUGACCUACUCCAUGCUUUGCCUCCCUGACGACCUCCGGGACAGAGGAGUAGAUGCGUUGCCCAACUACUACUACAAGGAGGACGGACUGAAGCUGUGGAGCGCUAUAGAGAGUUUUGUGUCUGGAAUGAUCAGCCUUUAUUACCCAAGCGACGGAGCUGUGGAGAAGGAUAUGGAGCUGCAGGCCUGGGUGGCUGAAAUCUUUGAGAAAUGUUUCCAUCAGCGGCAAUCCUCCGGUUUCCCUGCACAUCUAGGAACUAUUGCUGAGUUAACCAAGUAUCUGACCAUGAUGGUCUUCACCUGUUCGGUCCGCCAUGCCAGUGUCAACAAUAGCCAGUUUGAUUUUGGAGCCUGGAUGCCCAACUACCCUUCCACCAUGAGAAGGCCUCCCCCGGAAUCCAAGGGCGGCGUGACUUUUGCCGACGUCCUGGAGACCUUGCCAGAUGUCAGCACAAGCUGUCAGACGUUGCUCAUCUUGUGGCUUCUCAGCCGAGAGCGAGGAGACAAGAGAUCGCUGGGUUACUACCCUGAGGAACAUUUCACCGAGGAAGGCCCAAAGAUGGUCAUCGCCACUUUCCAAAGACACCUGGCCAAGAUCUCCCAGGAAAUCGAGGAGAGGAACCGACGCCUUCCGCUGCCAUACAAUUACCUUAACCCUCCUGAGGUAGAGAACAGCAUCUCCAUCUAAGGACCAGGUCACUGGUCCUGUUGUACAAUGAGGUUCCUCAGCCCACCGAGUCGUGGAGGACCUUCCAUGGAAAGACACCGGUCAAGAGUUAGGACACGUCGUGUAGAUGGAACUGACCUCGGCCAACAACAUCCAGAAAUCUGGUUGUGGGACCGAGAAAAACUGUGUUGAGGGUGUGGAAACGAGUGAGCUUUCACUGUGUGGUCAUGCCAACACAUCUGGACAUUUUUGACCCCCUCUUUGUGGACCCUCAAAAAAGAGAAAGACUCAGUCCUAGCUCUGCCACCAUCUAGGCCCUCACUAGAAGCUCUACUCCAUUUCUCCUCUGCUGUUCCUUAUUUUAGGACUGAGAGGUGGGGUCACG
Messenger RNA from Ahaetulla prasina, 2516 nucleotides. RefSeq names its product hydroperoxide isomerase ALOXE3-like. Gene Ontology annotation, biological process: lipid oxidation; linoleic acid metabolic process. Lineage: Eukaryota; Metazoa; Chordata; Lepidosauria; Squamata; Colubridae. Gene Ontology annotation, molecular function: oxidoreductase activity, acting on single donors with incorporation of molecular oxygen, incorporation of two atoms of oxygen; iron ion binding; protein binding. The record is from RefSeq and is a predicted model, not a curated record. The coding region runs from base 122 to 2152 and encodes 676 amino acids. The transcript has 15 exons.